Molecule: messenger RNA, 3859 nt
Organism: Anoplopoma fimbria (sablefish)
Lineage: Eukaryota; Metazoa; Chordata; Actinopteri; Perciformes; Anoplopomatidae
Gene: ccser2b
Product: coiled-coil serine-rich protein 2b
Exons: 15
Coding region: 467-3484 (1005 amino acids)
Biological process (GO): microtubule bundle formation
Cellular component (GO): microtubule cytoskeleton
Molecular function (GO): microtubule binding
Source: RefSeq, a predicted model, not a curated record
UGUAUGUGCGGAUGAUUCAGCAGCUCGUGCAGCAGCUCGUCCUCUGCACACGUGCAACACGGAUGAAAAACGAACCUUUUUUUUAAAUUUUAUUUUCAUAUCAAUCCACCUGUCGGGGAACCCGUGCAGGUGACACACUUUGCUGGGAGACCCCGUAGUGAUCGGUACAGCUGUGACAGGCCGGAGAGCAGCAGAGAAAACACCGCAGGAGACGCGUCGCUCCUCCUCCUCUUCCUCCUCCUCCUCCUCCUCCUCCUCCCUCUGGAUCUGAUCUGUGUUUCUUUAUUUGCAUCAGGACUUUCACCGGCUGCUCUCGGGAUUUAACCAGCACUCAUCCUCACAGACAUCCAGCCCGGUUCAUUCAACCACAUCUAAGUCUGCAUUUCCGCAUUUUCUGACGCCUGAUGCUCGUCCAGCCUGCAGCUCUUCGUGCUCAGUGUCUCCAUGGUGAAGUGGGCGGGGUCUGAUGUCAGCCCCUCCUCUAGUCGCCCCUCCCACCAUGCCCACCAUGGUCUCCAGGCUGCCCAAGUUCGGCUCGAGGCCCAAAUCCGACCCACUUUCCAACAGCGCUCAGACGAGUCUGGCCACCGCCUCCGCCGCGAGCGCCAGCACCCGCCUCACCAACGGGUUCUACCACCACCCCGGCCCGGCAGGGAUCAACGGGGGUCCGACUGCGUCCCCGACUUCUGUUAAGCAGAACGGAUUCAUCCGAGUGCCGACUUCGUUUUCCAUGAAAUGGAGGAAAGAAAACGAGACGGCGGAGGACGGAGGAUCCGACCGAGAAAAGGAGUUGAGACGAGGAAAAGGUGGGAACGCUGGACAGAAUCAGUCCGAUAACAACAACCAUCAGUAUUAUUCCCAACGGACGACGGGAUCACCGAUGGUGUCACAGCGUGACGCCAAGAAGACGACCACGUCCUCCACAGUGAAGGGGCAAAGCCUUGCCCCGUCUGUGACAUCAUCAUCACCAUCAUCACCACAGCCCAGCCCCAGAACACUUCCUGUCUCUAAAAGUGGACCUCUCGGUGGUUCCAAACCGAGCCAAACUGCAUUCGGGUUGAACAACGGCACAAAGCAGACCCUGAACGGUCUCCCUGGAUCCAAACCACGGAGCGGAACCAUUGGUUCUCUGCGACAGCUUCACAGCUUGGCUCGACCAGGUGGUUCGAGGCCCGGUUCUGGUCUCGGUUCUGGAUCUGAAUCCCCGCUCCAAAAGAAACCGCCGGCCAGCCGCUCCCACUCCAGUGACAGCCUCAGCUCUCCUCUGUCCAUCAAACUCAGUGAGGGCGACCGUUUUCGGUCACGCAGCCUGACACAGGUCCGACGGCAGCCCUCCCCCACCCUCACCCCUUCCUCCUCUUCCUCCUCCCCCUCGAUCAAUCGCAACCCCACCGGUACCCGCUCAUACUCCAUCAACAGGGCUGCCGGGCGAGGAGCGUCCUCCGCUCAGGCUCCGCCCAGAGGAAACUUGGCAAAACCCUCCGGUACCAGCCAAACUCCCGAGGGAGGAGGCAGAGGGGGAGGGGUCAAAAGGUCAGCACCCCCUCCCCCUGCCCCCUCCGCCUUAAAGAAGCCCCUCCUCUCCAGCCUCAGCCCCGCCUCUAAGCCCAGCGGUAUCAGCUAUAAACUGUCGCGGCCGUCGCUCAUCAAGCAGUCCCGCCCCCUCAGAGUGACGACAGCCAGUGAGCAUGGAGGUAAACAGGAAGUGAACCGAGGACUGACGGCACGGAGAGACUCGGUGGAGACGCCUUCUACCACAGAGAACAGCCCAGAGAGUUCCCCAGAGGCUCCAGAGAGGGAUGGGCUGGUAGCCCAGGGAGAGGUGUCUAUAGUCGGGGAGACGCUGGAGGACAUGUCCCUGUCCUCCAACUCGUCUCUGGAUAGAAAUGACACCAGUCAGGAGUACAUGGACGACUUUGACAACCUCGGAAACGGAGGGGUGGGCAUACUGCUUCUCUCCUCCAAAAACGACGAAGAUGACUCGGGGCUCGACCAAUCAUGCGCCAGGUUUGAUGAAGACAAGGUGGCCAUCAGCGACGUCACCAAGGCAGCAGGUCUCUGUUUCCUUGACGACGGCGUGGACUGGGCCGGCAUGACACUUAGUGGGGAUCGAGGGGAGAACCGGUUGAACCAAGUCCCACAUCAAAUGAGGUCCAGUCAGCCGGACUACCUUGAGCAGGGCGGUUCGUCUCUGGACUUGUCCCCCUCAGACAGCUGUGGUUCUGGGGGAACCUACAUGUGGGACGAGGAGGGCCUGGAGCCACUGGGGGGUGCCACCACCGCCUCCAUCCACACCUCCAACAGCAACACCACCCAUCACAUCGGGAGCUUCGACUCCGACCUCAACAGCAUCGACGUCUUGAACAACCUGGACUCUUGUGAUCUGGAAGAUGACGACCUCAUGCUGGAUGCAGACCUCCCAGAAGACGCCUCACUGCACAGCGAUGGAGACGGGAUAGCACACAUGGCUCAGUGGAGGAUGAGACAGCUCUGCUGGGGAACACAGGACGUCCACAACGACAAUGAAAGUGACUUCCAGUGCUACAAGCUAACCGAGGAUUCUGGGAAUAAGAGGACAGGCGGGACCGGGGACAGCGACCUCAUUCUGGACCUCCUUCCUCCAAGGUCCCCCUUCCUGUCUCCUGGUUCUCCUGGUUUGGGUCUGGAUGUGGAGGAACUGGCUGAAGACUGUUCUGCAGUCAAAUCUCAGCUGGAGUACCUGCAGAGGUUACUGCUUCAGGAGGAUGAUGUGGACGAGGACACUCUGACCACAGAAACUCUGAAUCCUGAGACCAGUGACUCCUCCCACAGCUCCAAAUCACAGGUGCAGGAUCUCCUUCAGGAGGUACAGCAGCUCAGAGAGGAGCUGAGAGGCCGAGACCGAACCAUCGCACACCUUACCCUGCAGCUGGCUGUUCCGAUGGCGACCACCGGGUGUCGUUGCCAGGAGACGACGGGGAGGACGGACCGGCACACGCAGACGAGUGUGACGGAGAGAGAGAGCGUGGCCUCGCAGACGCCGUGGAGAGAGACCGCAUCACAGAUAUUUCACGCCUCCAGCGAGGACGACCAGGAACCAGUGACGCUCCAAGCUCCGCCUCCAGCUGACCCUUGCUCCGCCUCCUCCCGACCCCAUAUCCCCUCCGAUGACCUCCUGGCCCGCCCCGCCACCGCCACCACCACCACCACCGCCGACCACAUGACAGAGAUAGGCAAGGAAGCGAGGAAAGAGGAAGAAGGAGACAGGAAGGAGAGGAGGAGAUCAAACAACAGAUCCCUGCAGCCGCCCCAGCCCUCCAAGCUCCACCUCCUCAUGUCUCACAUCUCCAGACCGGCGUCCGUCUCACCCUCGGACGCAGCCACGCCGCCGAGGACAGGGGCGUCCCGGCUGCUUCCACGUGACCCAGAGAGCAGCGCGGUCAAGGUCAAAAUGGCCGCCUUCACCUCCGGCUUGUCCCGCCUCCCGAAGCCAAAGAGCCACUGAGCCGUCGGUCUGUUGAUCCGUUGAUUCCUAACACGCAGAGACGAGAUCCGACCUUUGACCUCCGGAGGGAAACACAACUUCCUGUCUCCCUAGAUUCUGAGGUUUAAAAACAUACACGUAACUUAUUUAUUGUUAAUAUUUUGAGCACUGUGACUGAGAAUAAAGGUUUACACACUUUAUUUUACAGGUCCCAUAAUGAUUUCCAUUUUAACUGUAAAUUAAUACAAGAUGAUGAAGACGGCGUUCAACGGAGGCGUCAUGGAGAAAAAAAUAUAAUUAAUAAUCAAUCACCUUCUUUUGUCUCUUAAACACAAAGUUGUUUUAUCUCCAUAAAAGUCUUUUUCGUUGUCUUCAAACUAAUUCUGCCACGUAAUA